CUAACCGAUUCACCGUGCGGACAUGAAAAAAACCAAGUGAUCCAUAUAUUAUUUCCGAACUGUCGCACCGAUCAAAAUCAUGAAUCUCUAAUAGAGUGGAUCUGGAUCUAAUAAACAAAUAAUAGAAAUAGGAAUUCUCUUCGGCGUGGCUAAUGAAGUGUUACGGUACUGCGAAGAAGAAAGACAUUGCCGCCAGUUUUAGUGUGCCAGUUCCCGAAAGCGGGUCGCAUAAUGAAAUUGCUUGGCUUGUUGGUGUCGCUUCUGGUGUUUCUUCGGUGCUGCUGCCAUGCUAGGUUCACUUUGCCCUACGUGCCCGAUGUCGUUCGUCCUCCGGUGCCAGAAACAGUCAGCAAUGAAACCGGAACAGAAACAGAAGAUGAGCCAAUGGACCCAGAAGUAUCUCCAGGAUUAUUUCAAGGUGAUAUGGCCUUGAAUAACGAUUUCUACAACUACUGGAGAGUUGGAAUAAGAUUCGAUGUGUUUCCCGAAAAACUUUGGAAAAAUGGAAUUGUGCCGUACAGCAUAAGUCCACUUUAUGAACCCUCGGACCAAGUGACCAUCAUCAAGGCCAUCCGCAGCAUCAACUUCAUGACGUGCAUCAAAUUCGUCCCGUGGGACGGCAUGGCCAAGGACUACCUGCUGGUGUGGCCCAUCAAGUACCCCAGAGGCUGCUGGUCCUUCGUGGGCAGGUACGGCGGCGCCCAGAUCGUCAGCCUGCAGCCGCCCGACCGGCGGGGUCCCAAUUGCCUGGGGGGCGAGGGUAGGGCCAUCCACGAGCUGAUGCACGCCCUUGGCAUUUUCCACGAGCAGUCCAGAUGGGACAGGGACAAGUUCGUGAAGGUGCACUACGACAACAUCAUACCUCAAUAUAAAUCCAAUUUCGAGAAACAGAGCCUGGAAAACACGACCUACAGUUUCGAAUACGACUAUGAUUCCAUAAUGCAUUACGGGAAAUCGUUCUUCAGCAAGAAAAAAGGAAAGCACACCAUAACUCCUAAGCAACCUGGUGUCAAGAUGCUUGGUCAGAGAAAGGGGAUGUCUGUGGGAGAUUGUUUGAAACUCAACGAUUUAUACGGGUGUUUCAAUAAAAGUGCCAAGUCGAGAAGAAAAUAUUAUAUGAUUUGCAAUUUCCUAGGAAUAUAAGAG
Molecule: messenger RNA, 1146 nt
Organism: Phaedon cochleariae (mustard beetle)
Lineage: Eukaryota; Metazoa; Arthropoda; Insecta; Coleoptera; Chrysomelidae
Source: the annotation of a GenBank genome assembly